Messenger RNA from Drosophila willistoni, 1154 nucleotides. RefSeq names its product sialic acid synthase (gene NANS). NCBI's taxonomy places the organism in Eukaryota, Metazoa, Arthropoda, Insecta, Diptera, Drosophilidae. Gene Ontology annotation, molecular function: N-acylneuraminate-9-phosphate synthase activity. Gene Ontology annotation, biological process: carbohydrate biosynthetic process. The coding region runs from base 39 to 1154 and encodes 371 amino acids. The transcript is spliced from 2 exons. The record is from RefSeq and is a predicted model, not a curated record.
AAUUAAUUAAGUCUGCUCAAAAAUCUGAUUGGACAAAGAUGCUUUUGCUCGAUAUUUUGGACAAGAAGCGUACAGAUGGAAUAUAUAUAAUAGCCGAGAUUGGCCAAAACCAUCAAGGAUCUAUGGAUGUAGCUAUAAAGAUGAUAUACGAGGCCAAGCAAGCGGGUUGUCAUUGUGUGAAGUUUCAAAAGUCUAAUUUGCCAUCCAAGUUUACCCGUUCUGCCCUUGAACGAGAUUAUAAAAGCAAACAUUCUUGGGGCUCAACUUAUGGAGAACAUAAGGAGUUUUUGGAGUUUUCUUAUGAGCAGUAUAGGAUAUUACAAGCCUAUAGUCAAGAAAUUUCCAUUGACUUCACUGCUUCCGCAAUGGAUAUGCACUCUUUGGAAUUUUUGGCCGAGCUUAAAGUGCCCUUCAUUAAGAUAGGCUCUGGAGAUGCUAACAACUUUCCACUAUUGGAAAAGGCCGCCAAUCUGGGAAUACCCUUGGUAAUCUCAACCGGAAUGCAAUCAAUGUUGACGGUAUCUAAAAUAGUCGAUAUUAUGGAUCAGGCAAAUCAUAAGAAAUAUGCCUUAAUGCACUGUGUUUCAUCAUAUCCCACUGCGCCGAAGGACUGUAAUUUGCAAUGGAUUUCCAUUCUGAAGCAAAGAUAUCCCCAUUUAAUUAUUGGUUAUUCGGGCCAUGAGCUGGGUAUUACCAUAACUAAGGCCGCAGUUUUGUUGGGCGCCAAAAUUAUUGAGCGACAUUUUACUUUAGACAAGUCACAGAAGGGUUCGGAUCAUCGGUGCUCCCUGGAACCAAAUGAAUUUCGUUCAUUGAUUAGAAGCAUAGAAAAUUUUCGAUUCGAUACAGUUAAGCCAGAGGAUAUUUUAGGUCUUUUAGAUGGCGGAAGGGAUUUAGAGGAAGCUCUCGAUAACAAUGGAAGAGAGAAGUGUAUUUUGGAUUGCGAAUUGCCAUGCCGCAGUAAAUUAGGUAAGUCACUUGUGGCCGCUCGAAGUUUAAAGAAAGGACAUCGUCUUCAACGUGCUGACAUAGCUAUUAAAGUCAGUGAACCAAGCGGUCUGUCGGCUGAGAAUUUUUUUGAUAUUAUUGACAAAGAACUGGCAAUCGGUUUAAAUGAGGAUGAACCCAUAACUGGGGCGUCUAUGAUUAUUUAG